AUGCCUUUCUUCGCUGAUGCUGAUUUUGGCGUUGAGGGCGCUCCCGCCGACGCUCCUGGGCCCAGCGAUACCCAGGCUGUUGGCUCCCCACGCGACCAGACGGCAGGCCUCCCGAUUCCUUCGGAAAGUGCCCAGAGUCAUACUAUUGAGAUUCCUGCCACCCGCAGUGCUAUUAGCGAUGUUCACAUGCAGCGUCUGAGUCUAUCGCCAUCCAUGAGAGACCGCCGCGGCUCUCGCAACUCGUUUGGCGUCUCACUGCCCAUCCCGCGAUCCCCUCGCAAAUCACGGUUGUCGACCGUAGAGCGACGCACCGACGAUGUGCGAGAUAUCCUAGCCACCGAGGUUCAAGAGAAAGCCAAAGAAAAGGUUGCUGCUGUGAAAAACAUGGCAUUUGCAUUCGACAUCGACGGUGUCUUGGCUCAUGGAAAUGAAGCUAUUGAAGAAGCGAAGACCGCACUGCGGAUGCUAAAUGGAGACAACGAGCUAGGCAUCCAAUUCACCUACAUUCUUCUCACCAACGGCGGUGGCAAGACCGAGGAGGCUCGAUGUGCGCAGCUUUCUGAAGUUCUAGGCCAUCCUAUCUCCACCGACCAAUUUAUUCAGUCUCACACUCCCAUGCAGGCUCUGGCGGAGUAUUACGAGAACGUUUUGGUCUGCGGUGGUGAGGGUUACAACAUUCGUCAGGUGGCAGAGAACUACGGCUUCAAGAACGUGGUUCACCCCAAGGAUAUUUUAGCGUGGGACCCCACCAUCUCGCCUUGUCGCAAGUUUAGCGAGGAAGAGCGUCUUCAGGCCAAACCUCGCGACUUUGCCAAUUUCAAGUUUGAUGCUAUUCUAUGCUUUGCCGAGUCACAUGAUCAGUCGACCGAGUUUCAGAUUAUUCUUGAUCUUUUGCUCAGUGCCAACGGCAGGCUCCUUACCCGCGCUAAAGACCCGGCCCAAAGGGAUGCAGUCGCCGGUCACAUUCCGAUUUAUUUCUCACAAGGCGACCUUCUUUGCCCGACUGAGCACAAGGGUCCUCCACGUCUCCACCUCGGCGCCUUCCGUGUCUCCUUGGAGGCACAGUACAAGGCGCUUACUGGCCUUGAUCUCGAGCGUAUUGUUUACGGAAAGCCCGAGCGUGCCACUUAUAUCUGUGCUGAUGAAGUGAUCAAGAGCUGGAUGGAAGAGAUUCAUGGAGAGAAGCGUCUGCCGAAGAACAUCUACAUGAUUGGUGACAACCCGCAGUCCGAUAUCAUCGGUGGAAAUCUUUACGGCUGGAACACUUGCCUUGUUCGAACAGGUGUCUUCCAAGGCAAAGGAAAUGAUCCCAACAACCCCGCCAACUUUGGUGUCUUCGAUCAUGUUUUGGAUGCGGUCCAAGCUGCUGUUCGCAAGGAACUUGGAGAGGACUUCAAAUUCAAAUGGGACCCGCAAAACCCCCCAUCCCAUGGUGAUGUGUCCUCUGCUAUUGAAUGA
This is a messenger RNA of Penicillium macrosclerotiorum, 1458 nucleotides long. RefSeq lists its product as uncharacterized. Gene Ontology annotation, cellular component: mitochondrion. The coding region runs from base 1 to 1458 and encodes 485 amino acids. The transcript has 2 exons. Gene Ontology annotation, biological process: glycerophospholipid biosynthetic process. Lineage: Eukaryota; Fungi; Ascomycota; Eurotiomycetes; Eurotiales; Aspergillaceae. The record is from RefSeq and is a predicted model, not a curated record.